AGCCGUUACGGCCGCUAGGGUCACAAACGCCGGGGUGGGCGUGGCCACAUACGUCAUAGAGCGGGGCCCACAGUUGGAACUAGGAAGUCCGCCGUCGCCAGGCGGUCCUCGCGGGACUCCCUGGUGCCAGGCAGCCGGCGAGCGUCCUUAGGAACCGCGAAUGGGAAGCGGCCUCCGACGCGGGCUCAGCCUUCCGUCCCCGCCCGCGGUGUCCGGAGCGGCGCGGGAUCUGCCCACAGGUCCUGGCUCCCCAAUAGUAAGAAGCCUCAAGUAAAGGAAUGAAGGAAGAAAAAGGAGGUUCUUAGACUUGGAUACCAUCGUUUCUGGGGACAACUUUAACUGGAUACCUACAUGUCUACCUCUAAGAACUUCACGGCAGAUGCAGAGGACACAACAUACAUGGAAUCCAUGGAGCUCAGUAUUUCCUGAGCACAGAAGAAAAUGAUGGGAGCCCAGGAAUUGCUGACACUGGAGGAUGUGGCUGUGGAGUUCAGUUGGGAGGAGUGGCAGCUGCUGGACCCUGCUCAGAAAGAACUGUAUUGGGACGUGAUGUUGGAGAACUAUAACAAUCUGGUUUCACUGGGGUAUCACACUGCCAAACCGGAUGCUCUGUCCGAGUCGGAACAUGGAAAAGAACCACGAAGAGAGGAUGAAAUCUGUACUGGAAGCUGUCCGGGAAUCAGGAAAGUUGACAGUUGUCUGCAAGAGCACUCUCACAACCAAAUAGUUCUGAAGAGCAUCCAACAAUGCCAUGAAAGGAAUGCACUUAGAAAUACUUUUCAUCUGAGCAGAACCAAUAUAGCCAUAAUACGUAAUCAUAUGUUGGAAUUAUGUAGGAACGCUUUGAAAUCAAGUUUAAUUAACCAGAAGCAAAGAUAUGAAGUAAAGAACCCCGUUGAGUUUAAUGGAGAUGAGAAAUCCUUUCUAUAUGAUAAUCAUGAACAGUUGUACACUGGAACAGAAAUCCCUAAAAGUGAAAAACACAUCAGCACUGAAUUACAAGUCUCUAAGUAUCAGAAGACUCAUAAAGUAGAGAAAUCCCAAGCAUGCAUCCAAGGUGAGAAAGCCUGCAUCAGGACACCUCAGCUCAUUAACCAUGGGGGCACUGAAACAGGGGAGAAAAGCCAUGGGUGUGAUUCAUGGAAAUCCUCCAGAAAUGUCAUUCUCACUCAACAUCAGAAAACUCAAACACAAGACAAAUUCUCUAUAACCAACGAAUACAGAAAGGGCUCUCCUGUGAACACUGGUGUCACCAGACAUCAGCAAACCCAUUCAGGAGAGAAAUCCUAUAUAUGCAGCGACUGCGGGAAAGGGUUCACCGUGAAGCGCUACCUGAUGGCACAUCAGCGAACACAUAGUGGAGAGAAGCCUUAUGUUUGCAACGAAUGUGGGAAAGGCUUCACUGUGAAGAGCAAUCUAAUUGUGCAUCAGCGAACUCACACAGGGGAGAAACCCUAUGUAUGCAGUGAGUGCGGGAAAGGCUUCACCAUGCAGCACUAUCUUGUUGUACAUCAGCGCACACACACUGGAGAGAAACCCUAUGUAUGUGAUGAAUGUGGAAGAGACUUCACUGUGAAGAGUAAUCUCAUUGUCCACCAAAGAUCUCAUACAGGGGAAAAAUCUUAUAUAUGCAGUGAGUGUGGAAAAGGCUUCACUGUGAAGCGCAAGCUCACUAUACACCAGCGAACUCAUACAGGAGAGAAAUUGUACAUAUGUGAGGAAUGUGGAAAAGGCUUCACCACUAAGUGCACCCUCAUUAUACAUCAGCGAACUCACACAGGAGAAAAACCCUACGAAUGCAAGGAGUGUGGGAAGGCCUUCAGCCAGAAGAUAAGCCUCAGACAACAUGAGCGAUGUCAUACGGGAAAGACGCCCUUUGUAUGUAGUGAGUGUGGAAAACAAUACUCUCACAAAUACGGUCUCAUUACCCAUCAGAGAAGUCACACAGGAGAGAAGCCUUAUGAGUGCAAGGCAUGUGGGAAAGCCUUCGCCACAAAGUCAGUCCUCAACGUCCACCAAAGAACUCACACAGGAGAGAGGCCCUAUGAGUGCAGCAUUUGUGAGAAAGCCUUCUCCCAAUUGUCACACCUUGUUAAACAUCAGAAAACGCACACCCGAGAAAUGGGUAGAUUCACUCAAGCUGAAAAUUCUUUUAAUGGAGAGUCACGGUCAUUACCUGUGAGUGAAGUCAUGCAGAACAACACACCUAUUAAUGCAAUUUCUGUGGAAUGCCUUCUGGGACAACCAGGACCUCAUUAAACAUCAGUGUUUCUAGCAGAUGAGAAUGCAAACAUGUAAUGCCUGUUGUCAAACGUGUGCCCUGAGGAGAUUAAGGAAUUUCCCCGGGAGAUUAACUUGGUGAGGACAGUGACUGUGGCAGUGCCUUGAGUGAUCCUUACCUCACAUUUUCUGUCAGUGAAAACAUGUUGGAAAAACUCUGAUACGUCCAAUGUGAAGAUGCCUUUCCAGCUUCAUUAUAUGCCUCCACAAAACUUUCUGGCUUCAAUAUACGUAUGAAAAGUGCAUAUUGAGACAAAUUCUGUGUAUAUAGAGAGACAAGGAAAGCUUUCAGUGGGAAGAUAGACUUUAUUAUCAGGGAUUGUCAUAGAUCAUCGGUGUGUUCAUUGUUUGUAGAAGUAUAAAAACAAACAAUAAAAAACAAAGAAAUGUGGUAACCAUGGGAAAGUCUCUCCCCAGAAAAAAGACCUCAGUGAGAGUCACAGUUCACACUGGACACAAACUUUAAGAGAACUGCAUUAUAUUUGACAAUUUCACUGAUGCAUUCUAACCCAUUGUUUGAAAAUCAUAUAGAAGUUAAGGCUUUAUGAACAUGCUAAAUUUAGAGCACUUUUAGUCAAAUAUCAGAGGACUUACAAAGGAAAGAAGUUCUAUGAAAAGGGAUAAUGUUUGAGUGGGUUUUUGUUUUUGUUUUUUAAAGACCAAACUGUGCUACACCACUGGUCGUGGUGGUGGUGUUUAUUUUGAAUCUGUACCAAUGGUCCUCAAACUUCAGCAUACUCCGUUUCUUUUAAAUAUAUUUUUCAUUGAUUUCAGAGAGGAAGGGACGGGGGGAGAGAGAGAGAAACAUCAAUAAUGAGAGAGAAUCAUUGAUCAGCUGCCUCCUGCACGCCCCCUACCUGGAAUCGAGACGGCACAACAAUGGGAAUCGAACCAUGACCUGGUUCAUAGUUCAGCACUCAACCACUGAGCAACAUCAGCUGGGCUGAGUGUUCUGUUACAAGUCUAACUUUAUUUCAUUUUACAUUAGAUAAUUCACCUGAUAAAAACUAGUGUGCUUUCCUCACUCCUAAUUUAUUUUUACUGUUAAAUGUAACAAAGGAGUGUUCUAUGACCUCAUACGAUUAGCUCUCACCUUUCUUUGGCUUGAAAUUUAAUUGUAAAUUUACCAUACAGAAAUAGUUUAAAAGAAAACAUUUUAAAUUUAUAAAUAUAACAUAUUUUUACUUACCCAGUCAAUUUUAUAAGUAUG
This is a messenger RNA of Myotis davidii, 3490 nucleotides long. It is a transcript of the gene ZNF614, whose product is annotated as zinc finger protein 614. The coding region runs from base 442 to 2259 and encodes 605 amino acids. Gene Ontology annotation, biological process: regulation of DNA-templated transcription. NCBI's taxonomy places the organism in Eukaryota, Metazoa, Chordata, Mammalia, Chiroptera, Vespertilionidae. The record is from RefSeq and is a predicted model, not a curated record. The transcript has 5 exons.